AUGAAUGAAAGUUAUUAUUGUAAUAGCGGGCAGUCGGGGUUAAUGACCGGCCUAGAGAAUGUCACAUCGCCUCCGAUGAGGUCACGGAGUUCGGGCGUAGUGCAUGAAUCACCGUCUAUGCUGGGAGAUGCACCGGCGGUGUUAACUGAGCCAUCUAUCCCUGUCGCACCUAUGCACUAUCCAAAUAGAGUGCGUAGCGAGAGUGUCCGGAGCGAAAAUGAUAUUAUAAGGCAGGGCACUGUGAACAAUGAAGCGCUCGCGCAUCGUGUAACCGAUGAGGUGACGUCACGGCGCAGUGUUAUACCGGCGGCGGCGGUUGAUUUGAAUGAAGGUGGUUUGCAGAAUGAUAGUGAAGGUGAGUGGGUUCGUGUAGUGAGGCGUCGAGGAACACGUACAUCGCGUUUCAAAGUCCGACCUCAAGUGAAGUCAGCUCAGUACACGGCGGAUAAUAAGGUAAUCUGGGGUCACAGAGAUAGUGAUCAGAUAAAACUGUAUGCUGAAUUUUGUAAUAGCAGGCUAAGGCUACUUGACUUUCCGGCGGAAUUGAGGGAUUGUUCUGAUAAGAUGUGUGACAAACCGGAACACAACUUAGUCAUAGAGAAAUUGUAUGACGAUAUUACAUCUAUAUUGCUGGAUGCUGCGAGUUACAGCCAUAAAUGUUUAAAACGAAAUAAGAAAGGCUACAUCACAGGGUGGAAUAGACAUGUGAGACCGGCGCAUAUAAAGGCUCAUCUCUGCUUUCAAACCUGGGUUUGGGCAGGGCGGCUGACAUGUGGAGCUCUGUAUGAGGAUAUGCGAGACUCGCGCAGGGUUUUUAAGAGCAAGCUUAAGUGGUGCCAAGACAAUGCGGAACAAAUCAAGAUGGAUAUAUUAGCAAUGUCAUGUGAGGCGAAGAAAUUCGGAGAGUUCUGGCAGCAAACGAAAGGCCUGAAUGCUCGGGUGCCUCUUCCAGCAGAAGUGGGUGGCAUAACUGGAAGUGAAAACAUUGCCAAUAUGUUCAAGACUCAGUUUAAAGUGGAUCCUAGCAAGAUAGUUUGUAGUUUGGACGACGGUGAGGACAUCGUGAACUCGGGGAUUAGCCCCUUGCGUUUCACUUUCAAGGAAGCACCCGUCCCUACCAUAAGUGCAGGUGCGGAUGUUGCAGCUAAAAAUACGGAAAUUCCUGUGGCCGGCACAUCGUUUAAAAAAGCGAUUGGUGAUACACCGCUGAAAGACGCUGCUAAUAACCCGCUAACACCUAAAAAUCAGAGCCAUUGUUUAGAAACGCCUACAAAACAAAAAAAGAAAAUUUUAUCCUACUCCUGA
Messenger RNA from Parnassius apollo (apollo), 1305 nucleotides. NCBI's taxonomy places the organism in Eukaryota, Metazoa, Arthropoda, Insecta, Lepidoptera, Papilionidae. The record is from the annotation of a GenBank genome assembly.